Messenger RNA from Penicillium waksmanii, 393 nucleotides. RefSeq lists its product as uncharacterized. Bases 1 to 393 code for a protein of 130 amino acids. Gene Ontology annotation, molecular function: 2 iron, 2 sulfur cluster binding. Gene Ontology annotation, biological process: intracellular iron ion homeostasis. Gene Ontology annotation, cellular component: cytosol; nucleus. The record is from RefSeq and is a predicted model, not a curated record. NCBI's taxonomy places the organism in Eukaryota, Fungi, Ascomycota, Eurotiomycetes, Eurotiales, Aspergillaceae. The transcript is spliced from 2 exons.
AUGUUUCCCCGCGCCUCCUCCCUCACUGUCCUGAGCAGAGGCACCCGAUACCUCUUCCGCCCAACCCAUACCGCUAUCCGGCCGUCCUCGCUCUCCGCGCGUGCAUUUUCCGCCGUCCACGCCGCUAUGGCUGAUACCUCGGGCAUUACCGCAGACUCGUUGCAGGCGAAGCUGAUCUCCGAGCUGCAGGCUGAUCACGUCGAGAUUGAGGAUCUGUCAGGUGGCUGUGGUCAAGCAUUCCAAGCCGUGAUUGUUUCGCAGAAGUUCGCGGGAAAGACUAUGCUCGCCCGUCACCGUCUUGUCAACGCCACGCUUAAGGAGGAAAUUGCUGCUAUCCACGCUUGGACUCCCAAGUGCUAUACCCCCGAGCAAUGGCAGGCGACUCAGCAGUAA